AUGCCCACCACCGUCGUCCUCGGCGCCGGCGUCAUUGGCCUCGCCUCCGCACACGCCCUCGUCGCCCUUGCACCCGCCCAUCGCGUCCAUCUCGUCGACCCCGCCCCCGAACUCUUUGCCUCCGCGUCGGGGAAGGCCGCCGGCUUCCUUGCCCGCGAUUGGUUUGCCCCCGCCACCCAGCCUCUCGGCGCCCUCUCCUUCGACCUCCACGCCGCCCUUGCCCGUGACCACAACGGCGCCGCACGCUGGGGCUACGCUCCCUCUGUCUCUUACUCCCUCGACCAUGCCUACCAGUCCGAAUCCGACACGAGCGACGCGGACAAUGUCUCUGCCGCCAACUCGUCCACGCGAUCCUGGCCACAAGCCACGGAAGAGCCCGCAGCACAUGGAGUACGCUCCCGGCCGGCACUCAAUUCCUUGACCUCGGACUCAUCUGACACACCCACCAUCACCGACGUGCGGAGCACGACCGGCCUCAACUGGCUCAUGGACGGCAGCAGCCGUAGGUCCUCGGCCGACUCCAGUCGCAGCAGGCCGCCACCCGACGCGAUACCUCCAUGGCUGAACGCUCGCCCCGAGGCCCUCGAAGUCCUCUCCGAUUCCCAGUCGACCGCACAAUUGUACGUCGUGUCCGUUUUUCGUGCAUUGCUAGCCGCAGGUGUCACACUGCACCAACCUGCUCGCGCGACGCGCGUUGUGGAGGAGGCGGGCGUCACACACGUCCGCAUCGAGUACCCUACGGCAGAGGGCGGCACACAGACGGUCGACAUCCCCUGCGAGAGCGUGGUGAUUGCGGCGGGGUGCUGGUCGCCUCAGGUAUACGGGACGCUGUUCCCGAACGCGAGCCGCAUGCCGCGCGUCACCCACCUCGCCGGGUACUCCCUCACUCUCGCGUCAAAACGCUGGAUGCCGCCGCCUCCGCCGCCGGACCCCUCGGCGACGCCGCAGGAGGAAGGGCCAGCGGGCCCCCCAUCUGUCCCAUCCUCGGACGACGGUGAUACCACCGCUGAGAUUUCUACCCCACUCCCGCCCCGGACGUGCCACGCGAUCUUUACGGACGCAGACGGCUUUGCGCCCGAGAUCUUCUCUCGUGCCACAGGCGACAUCUGGGUCGGGGGCUUGAACCCGCCGAUGCUGCCUCUGCCUGCGCUGCCCACGGACGCGGUGAUCGAGGCGGGCGAGAUUGCACGCCUGGAGGCCAUUGCGCGCGAGCUGUGCGGGGAGGACUUCGAGGUGCGCAACGCGGCGCUUUGCUUCCGCCCUGUGACCGGGACGGGGCGGCCGGUCAUUGCCCGCGUGCACGAGGCGGACUUGGGGGACGGGCCCAAGCCGCGGGGGUUACCUUCCGCGGACGGCGAUGGGGUCGCUGGAGGGGUGUACGUCGCGACGGGGCACGGGCCGUGGGGCAUCACGCUCAGCUUGGGCACCGGCCGAGUUCUCGCGGAGAUGGUUCUUGGGCGGGAGACCAGCGUGGACGUCGGGAUGCUAUCAAGAUGGUGA
This is a messenger RNA of Epithele typhae, 1500 nucleotides long. Its product is annotated as nucleotide-binding domain-containing protein. Lineage: Eukaryota; Fungi; Basidiomycota; Agaricomycetes; Polyporales; Epitheliaceae. Gene Ontology annotation, cellular component: late endosome; cytoplasm. Bases 1 to 1500 code for a protein of 499 amino acids. The record is from RefSeq and is a predicted model, not a curated record. Gene Ontology annotation, molecular function: oxidoreductase activity. Gene Ontology annotation, biological process: retrograde transport, endosome to Golgi. The transcript has 2 exons.